Messenger RNA from Bufo bufo (common toad), 961 nucleotides. RefSeq names its product SAP domain containing ribonucleoprotein (gene SARNP). The transcript is spliced from 11 exons. Gene Ontology annotation, biological process: poly(A)+ mRNA export from nucleus. Gene Ontology annotation, cellular component: nucleus. The record is from RefSeq and is a predicted model, not a curated record. Lineage: Eukaryota; Metazoa; Chordata; Amphibia; Anura; Bufonidae. Bases 222 to 848 code for a protein of 208 amino acids.
CCUAUCGCGUUGGCUGUCCUACGUCUCGUACUCGAGCGUGGUGUGUGGUAGUUGUAGCUUUUACCGUCUACGUUAGCGCUCAGCGUCCCGUCUUGCUGAGGUAGAAACGAAGCGCCGUGGUCAAAAUUCCCGCGCUUUGCUGCCGGUGUGACGUCACGCGUGCAAGGACCUAUAGCAGCUCGCCUUGCUCAGGGAACCUCAACCGAGUGUGAGGUAAAAAUAUGGCGGAAAUCAUAGAUAUUCACAAGCUGAAGCUAGCGGAACUCAAGCAGGAAUGUCUGGCCCGUGGUUUGGAUGUGAAGGGUAACAAGAGUGACCUGGUGAACAGACUUCAGACGUACCUAGAGGAACACGCUGAAGAGGAGCCCAAUGAAGAAGAUGUCUUGGGAGAUGAAACAGAGGAAGAAGAACAGAAACCAGUUGAAGUUCCUCUUAAGCAGGAUGAACCUUCUGUUACACCCGAAGAAAAAAAAGAAGAUGAGAAAAAGUUGGUGAAAAUAACUGGUUCAAUUUCUGAAGUGGAUAGACUUCAGAAAAGAGCUGAGAAGUUCAGUGUUCCUGCUAGUGAAGACAGCAAGAAAGCUGCCCGUGCCAUACGGUUUGGCCUUCCAUCUACUGAGCAGAAAGGCCAGAUCACAGCAGUGAAAACCACGGUAAACAUGGACAAGCUGAAAGAGAGGGCUCAGAGAUUUGGCCUCAGUGUGUCACCUGUCACAAAGAAGGGUGAAGAUGAUGAGAAACUUAAGAAGAGAAAAGAGCGUUUUGGCAUAGUUACGAACUCCGCUUCUGUUACUGAUGAUGUUGAGGCAAAGAAGAGGAAAAGAUCAGAACGGUUUGGCAUUGUCUAGCACACCAACUUCCACUUACAGAUUUGUUUUGUUGUGCAUCACAAAAAGUAUGAAAGAAUCGAUUUUUUGUUUUUUAACUUUUUAGGAUUUGGGGGGGGUGGGCAUGGGGAAUU